This is a messenger RNA of Helianthus annuus (common sunflower), 2154 nucleotides long. Its product is annotated as cationic amino acid transporter 1-like. The transcript has 2 exons. Gene Ontology annotation, cellular component: plasma membrane. NCBI's taxonomy places the organism in Eukaryota, Viridiplantae, Streptophyta, Magnoliopsida, Asterales, Asteraceae. Bases 142 to 1947 code for a protein of 601 amino acids. The record is from RefSeq and is a predicted model, not a curated record. Gene Ontology annotation, biological process: transmembrane transport; amino acid transport. Gene Ontology annotation, molecular function: L-lysine transmembrane transporter activity; L-glutamate transmembrane transporter activity.
AGUUUAUCAUCAAUGCCGACUGUAACGCUCUCAUAAUAUUAAUAUCUUCUUCUUCUUCUUUCUCAACUUUUCCGAUUAUUUAAUCUCGCCGCCGGACAACUCUUCUUAGAUUCCGGCGACGUAACAGGAACAGAAACAAACAUGGUGAGUUUUGAUGGAGAUGGUAGCAAGAGACAAGGUAAGAGCAUCAGCAAACCGAGAAAGAGGUCUUGUGGAUGUGAGAAAGAUGACUUUUUACCAGAAGAAUCAUUCAAAAGCUGGUCAAACUAUGGUAAAGCCUUGCUGGAAACCAAAACUCGUCUAAAAGACCGUUUUCUGGCCCGAUCGUCGGACCAACUUGAGCUCCAUGAUAUGAAAGCACGAAGCCAGAAUGAACUGAAAAAGACCCUUAACUGGUUUGAUCUCAUAUGGUUUGGCAUUGGAGCUGUAAUGGGUGCUGGAGUUUUCGUUCUCAGUGGUGAAGCAGCCCAUGAUUUAGCCGGGCCAGCUGUUCUAAUAUCCUAUCUCAUUUCGGGCUUUGCUGCUUUACUCUCGGUCCUCUGCUACACCGAGUUUGCAGUUGAACUCCCUGUGGCUGGUGGCUCGUUCGCCUACUUGAGAGUCGAGCUCGGUGAUUUUGUAGCUUAUAUAGCUGCAGGAAACAUCCUUUUUGAAUAUGUUGUAACCGGAGCCAGCGUGGCCCGUUCAUGGACCUCGUAUUUUGCAACCUUAUGCAACCAUGACCCUAAUGAUUUCCGGAUCAAGGUGACAUCUUUAAAAGAGGGUUUUGACCACUUAGACCCGAUAGCAGUGGGUGUCUCGAUACUCAUUUGUUGUAUAGCGUCGUACAGCAUCAAGGGCUCAUCACGGUUCAAUUCGAUUGCCACAAUACUCUACCUGACUCUAAUGGUUUUCAUGCUUGUGGCAGGAGCUACGAAAGCAAACAUAUCCAAUUUUCAACCUUUUGCACCUUUUGGGGUUCGGGGUGUUCUAAAAGCUUCAUCUGUGCUUUUCUUCGCGUAUGUCGGGUUUGAUGGCGUGGCUACAUUGGGUGAAGAGACCAAGAACCCGGGUCGAGAUAUACCGGUUGGUCUUGUGGGGUCAAUGAUGGUUGUCAUAACUAUUUAUUCACUUUUAGCAACUGUUUUAUGCCUGAUGCAGCCAUACAACCAGAUUGACCGAGAUGCACCGUUCUCAAUAGUGUUCCACGCCGCUGGUAUGAAUUGGGCUAAAUAUAUAGUCGCAUUAGGCGCGCUACAGGGAAUGACGACGGUUCUGUUAGCUACUAUCAUCGGUCAAGCUCGGUAUUUCACUCACAUUGCUCGGACCCACCUGGCUCCACCGAUUCUAGCCGUGAUCCACGAGAAACGCGGAACACCCGUGAAUGCCACCGUCAUCAUGACAUUAGCAAACUGCCUAGUCGCAUUCUUCACAAAUCUCGACCUACUUGCCAACCUUCUUUCAAUCUCCACACUCUUCAUUUUCUCACUAGUGGCUCUCGCUUUACUAGUGAGACGAUACUACUCAACAGGAGAAACAUCGGUUUCUGACCGAAACAAGCUGAUUGUGCUGCUGUUUUUGAUUAUUUCCUCGGCUAUUGGCCUCUCAGUUCUUUGGGCGAUGAAUGUGAAUCUUUGGGUUGGGUAUGCGAUUAUGGUAGGCGUUUGGUUUUUAUCGACACUUGGUCUUCAACUGUUGGUGAAACAAGCUAGAAGCCCGAAACUGUGGGGAGUGCCAAUGGUUCCAUGGUUGCCAUCAGCUAGCAUUGUUGUUAAUGUGUUCAUUAUGGGCUCGAUCGAUGGUGCUUCGUUCUUGCGGUUCUUGGGUUGGACCGGUGUGCUGCUUGUGUACUACUUUUUUAUUGGAUUGCAUGCUUCCUAUGAUGCAUCAAAGGAUGAUCUAAGGACUGAGAUUCAUGGUGUGAGUUCUGAAGCCGUGGAUUUGAAGACAAUAAGUGCUACUAGCUAGCAAAUGAAAUAGCUUCGGUAAACCUUUAUUGAUUUUUCUAGAUAGUUAAGUUUACAUAGUAUCUAUGUCAACCACUGGCCGCCAUUACCACCGCCAUUGGUUCUAUGUUUUAUCAACUAUCAACCACCGUAAGGUGGCCUUUGAACACAACAUUUUUGUACGUCGUUUUUUUUUUAAUUUUAUUUGACAACAAUCUUUGAGUACCCA